Pestalotiopsis fici W106-1 is the source of this 3426-nucleotide messenger RNA. RefSeq lists its product as uncharacterized. NCBI's taxonomy places the organism in Eukaryota, Fungi, Ascomycota, Sordariomycetes, Amphisphaeriales, Sporocadaceae. The record is from RefSeq and is a predicted model, not a curated record. The coding region runs from base 1 to 3426 and encodes 1141 amino acids. Gene Ontology annotation, cellular component: cytoplasm. Gene Ontology annotation, biological process: regulation of GTPase activity; signal transduction. The transcript has 6 exons.
AUGGAUGACUAUUUGGAGAGUCCGAUGGAGAGUGAGGAGAGCUUCCCCUGCAAAGGCUGUGGAGAGAUUUUAGAGGAGGGUAAAGCAUUUGAGCUGGCGGGCAAUCGAUGGCAUCUCAACUGCUUCCGAUGCAACACCUGCGGCACCCUCCUUGACUCGGAUGCGAACUUGCUACUCUUGGGAGACGGUUCCCUAAUUUGCAAUAACUGCACAUAUAGUUGCAGCGCAUGCAACAACAAAAUCGAGGAUCUGGCCAUCCUUACGGGGGACCAGGCUUUCUGCGCAGCCUGCUUUCGAUGUCGAAACUGUAAAAGGAAGAUUGAAAAUUUGCGAUAUGCCAGAACUUCACAGGGUAUCUUUUGCAUGAGCUGUCACGAGUCGCUCAUGGCCAGACGUCGAAAAAAAUCAAAAGCAGCUGCACAGGCAAAGUCGCGAGAAAAAGACGGUUCGCCAAUGAUUGUGGAUAAGAGCCUGCCAGCGCUGCCGCCGAAUGCCAUUCCAAAUGGCGCCUUCUCGAACGAUCGUGUCGACCCCGAUUCUGAUACACCAACCGAACUUUCUCCACGCCCCAGACCCUCGUAUCCUCACCGCGACUCUUCGUCACGGAGCAGCUCGCGACCGGCCCGAUCUCCAGAACGGGUGGCAGACCACAGGGAAAAAGACAGCGGGCUCUCGUUGCCGCAGGCCACCUAUCGACAGAACCGCAACUCAUCUCAUUAUGGCGGGAGCGAUGUCGCCAGCAAUGCCACCGCUGAUGACCAUGGAUUUUUCAUUCCCGUGGCCCUUGACCCCAGCCCCAGUACCGCUACUCCUUCGAGAUCGAUCAACGAGAACAUGACAUCUACUGCAAGCUCAAGAAAGGAGAAGGAUUAUUUCAGCAUUCCCAAGGCUGAUCCUGAGCCAACUAGACGACGCGAGCAAUCUCAAUCAUCGACUCCCCAUAUUGCCUUUCAGGAGAAGCCACGCCAGACCUCUUCCGACUACGAAAGUCCACCACCCAAAGAUGCUUCAAGGAGGUUGUCUAAAGCUCCCAAGACUGAUAAGCCGGCACAACCAAAGACUUCUUCGACCACAAAUGGCAAAACCCAAGCGAACGAGGAUUUCAAGCUGCAGGAAGCACCCAAAAGCAAAAAGGUAAAUGCAAGAAGUGCCUCACAAUCUUCUGGCGGGCUGCACGAUUUAACCCAAUUGCGGCAGCCGACGGAUAAAAUUGGCACACCGCGCAGCUCUCAGGACUCUCGUCUUAGGGAUGACGAUGAGGUUCGAUCCAACGAAUCUGUCAGCUCUCCAAACCCCACGAGGCCGAUCGCAAGGAAAGAGUUGCCACCUUCGGCUUCACGCACAACCAACGGGACAACGAGGCCGCGCAAGGCUUCCGAGGAUUUACCUCCCCCGAUCCCACCACCUCGGCCGCAACCAGAGGCGAAGUUGAGCGACUCGUAUAUGACCCCUCGAGCACCGCCUGUGCCACCGUCAGUUUCCAGUGGAAAAGAGAACUCUGGACAGCAGGAGAUAACCGAGCCCAAAACAUCGCCGAAAUUGCCAAGAUGGAGUGCCGGUGGAGACUUUAGUAUGGAGGAAGACCUGGCACGCAUUUUGGGGACGGAUGAAGGCUCAUCAUCCAUUCUUCGUCGUGUCUCGAAUGCUGUGCGCCAUGGCCGCACCGGCAGCGCUGAACAGAACAACAACCUGCCCCGGAUCGGCCACACCCGAAGUGUCAGUGAAUCAACGCGCACAACUGCCUCACCACGCUGGCCAAAAACCCCACUCGCAGAGGAUCCUUCCAACUUGCAAACACUCGACAAUUCCAGUUCCCAAUCGCUUGCCGUACAUGACGACGCUGCUGUCCUGAAGCGCAGGCUCAGAAAUUCCGAGCAAAGAGUGGCAGAGCUGGAGAGGCAGUUUUCCAGCGAGAAGGACCUGCUUCGAAUUAGCGAGCGCCUAGAGGAGAAGAGAAAGACCGUCUCGGUAUUAGACACCCAGACCGAGAUCAUGAUCCGUCAAUUGGAGGUAUUGGCCGGCUACGUCGAAAAAGCCAAAGAUACUCAACGGCCUAUCAACCCCCACGACCUAGAGGAGUCUGCCAUCAAGGAAUUUGUUCAGAAGAUCGACAAGCUCAAGCAGUCGAUGACCGCGUCAUUGGAACAGCUCCAUUCAGAGCGCGAUGCAUUGCUCGAGGAGAAGGCUCAAGCGAUUGCAGACCGCGACCGCGCGCUUCUAGAGUUUGAGCAACUGUCAUCAAAGAAUGCUCAGCUCGCCGAGAUGAACAACGACUUGACCCAACAGAUUCAGGGUAGAUUCAAGAACCAUUCGGACCCGCGCACGCCGAUGAAUGGCCUCGGCAUCUACCAUCAGCACAAGGGCCAAUCAAACAACUCUGUUCACUUGGACAGCUCCAGCAUACAGACUGGCACGACCCUGAUUCCCGACCAAGAGGAACCUAUUCUUGAAGCAGGUCCCACUGUUGUGAAUAUUCGAAAGGGCAAAGUGCAAAAGUUUAGCUGGAAGAAGGGCUCCAAGGCAAUGGCUCAGAAUAUCGCCAAGGGAGUGAACAGGACAGUCGGCGCCUUGCAACAGCCAGAGCGCCGCGACGGACAAUUCGCCGGCGAGAAUAUUGGCCUGCCUUACAACAUGACACAUACACCUGUGGAAUCAGCACAAGCGGUUCCCGUCAAUGGUCAGAACCGGCCGAAUGGCAACCUCAGUAACGGCAACAGUACCAAUAAUCUCAACAAUGAGAAGCAGGGAUUCUUUGGUUUCAAGAAGUCAACGACCAUGCCGCCAAAGACCAUGGGAAUACAGAACAAUUCUAGCUUGGAUGUUGCAGAAGCGGCAGAUGUUCUGUUCGGAUCGGAGCUUUCUGAACGAGCUGAUUUUGAAAAGAGACAGAUACCGUGUGUGGUUACACGAUGUAUCGAAGAGGUCGAGCUCCGCGGCAUGGAUAUGGAGGGCAUCUACCGAAAGACUGGUGGCAACUCUCAGGUCAAGUUGAUUCAGGAGGGUUUUGACAAGACUGAGAAUUUUGAUAUUUCGGACCCUGACUUGGACAUUACGGCUGUCACCAGUGUCUUGAAGCAAUAUUUCAGAAAACUGCCCACUCCAUUGCUUACUUACGAUGUCUACGACCGAAUCCUGGAAAUCAACUCCAUUACGGAUACGGACGAAAAGUGUGACCAUCUGCGAAAGACGUUCAAUAUGCUGCCACAGAAGCAUCGGGACUGUCUUGAGUUCUUGAUGUUCCAUCUUGUUCGGGUUGCCCAACGCGAGCCAGAAAACUUGAUGUCUCCUAAGAAUUUGGCUGUCGUCUUUGCGCCGACGAUUAUGAGAGACAGGACAAUCGAAAGAGAAAUGACAGACAUGCACGCAAAGAAUCUUGCUGUGCAGUUCAUCAUCGAAAACAGCCAGACAAUCUUCUCCGAGGACUAA